AUGAGCGACAACUCAUUCCACUAUUUCACGCGGCUGCCUCUAGAACUACGCCGUCUUAUCUGGGAGCAUUGCCUCCCGUAUCGUAUAGCAGAACUAGACAUCCCCGCCUUUCUUCUCGAUGGCGAAGAAUCCCGUCAAGCCUGCUUGCCCGAGUAUACAACACACCAAAACGCUCAGCUGCCAGUUAUCGCAUUUGUCAACAGCGAGUCUCGGCAAGUCGCGCUAGAAGAGGGACGUUGGGUGCAAGGACAGGAGACAACUAGCAAACAGUUGAUAUGGGUGCAGCCGCGUCGGGAUGUGCUGCAUCUCAACUGGACACGAAUGAGCUAUGAUGUCUUAGGACCGCUUGUUGGACUUUACAGUCCGAUCGGCUGGUACUCGUUGCAGGCAGAGGAGCUUGGGAUGCAACCUUCUAUCGUGGCAGAGAUCAUUUACUACUUUGAUUUGAAGGGGCUGCUGGAGGGUGCUGAUGGCGCUGAUGGCGCUGAUGGCGCUGAUAACGAUGAACCAUUCUCCGCCUCGUGGUCUCGUCGUCAUGAUGGCAUGUAUGACCCUCUCAGCAUUGAAGAAGCGAGCGACAUUGCGGCUCUCGCAGAAUUCCACAGGUGGUACGACGUAGCCAUGGCGGCAGUUUCUCUACAUAUCACUAGGGAAGCGGCUCUGAGGUCUGGCUUGUUUGGGUUGUUAGGUGAUGCGCCUGUUCAGAUGGUUGAUGUUGAUGACGAAGCUCGAUUGAGGCAAUUUCAAGCAUUAUUCAGGGAGCACGCAUUGGAAAAGGAACCGGCCGUGCAAGCACUCUUCGAAUUAUUAACAAAUGCUCGAUUCCGAGCGGCCGUGGGAACAUGGAAAAGCAAAGCUGAAUGGAUCAUCCUUGCGUCAAUGUGGGAUUACGCACGAAGGAAAAAUGGCAUUCUUGGGACAAACCCUGGCUCCGCUUGGGUACCUUACCUCCCGGAGGAAGCGCGCCCGCGCAUCGACUUGUCUCAGUAUUCGCCUAAUGAGAAUCAUCCAUGGGUCAAGGAAGCUAGACAGACCUCAAAAUGGAUCAGUGACUGGCCAGCGCUAUUGAAGUUCGUGACAUAG
Messenger RNA from Aspergillus oryzae RIB40, 1083 nucleotides. RefSeq names its product 2EXR domain-containing protein. The transcript has 2 exons. The record is from RefSeq and is a predicted model, not a curated record. NCBI's taxonomy places the organism in Eukaryota, Fungi, Ascomycota, Eurotiomycetes, Eurotiales, Aspergillaceae. Bases 1 to 1083 code for a protein of 360 amino acids.